This is a messenger RNA of Durusdinium trenchii, 798 nucleotides long. The record is from the annotation of a GenBank genome assembly. NCBI's taxonomy places the organism in Eukaryota, Dinophyceae, Suessiales, Symbiodiniaceae.
AUGAGCCGCCAGCUUUCAACCGGCUUCGCGCGUGGCUUUGGCAACACUGCGGAAGUGGCGGCAGUGGAGAACGGAAAGUUGCCGUUGGACCUGUGCCCAAGUCCGGUCCUGACGCGGGCGCAAGCCGAUCUUUUGUACAUACAAGUCAUGAAGCAACAAGAGGUGCACAUGACACAGGAGAGCUUCAUGAGGGCCUUGGCGAUUGUUGGGCAGCAGUGCCUAGCAGGCAUGGAUCCUGCAGAAGCGCCUGAACUCCAUGAUAGCCAGGCCAGUCUUCUCAACUGGUUUUGCGAGUGGGCUUUGGUGCCCCUUGCAGACGCCCUGGGGAUCAGUCAGCAUGAUGUGCUGUGUGCGGCUGAGAUUUUACGUGACCCGGCCGUCUCGGCACUGCUUCGAAGCUGCCAGCGGGGGUUGGAUAUCGUGUUCGCCCGCUACGCCGCCGCGAGCCCGGCACCGCGAGAGCCGUACAGGAAGGGAUUCUGGACCGUGCAGUCAAUGCAGCGCUUCGCUGCGGAGUCAGAUCUCUCCGCUGAGUUGAGCCAUCAGUGCCUCCAGGGGAUUUUCUCUGGCUGCGUGCAAUAUGGCCUUGAGCGUCGAGGUGUUGCUGGGAAGAUGUCCUCCACUUGCUUUCGUUUGGCUUUGGUGGUGAUCGCUCAGCGUGUACAUAGUGCUCCUGGAUGUACACCCCUCAUGCGGGUGGCCAUGUUUAUGUUGCGGUUGAGCAUUUGCCGUGGAGCCUCCGACCUGGGGGUGGCCGCUCGUGCAGUGCUGGGAAAGCAGAAUGCCAAGAGAUUUUGA